UAGUAGGUUUAAAAUUUGUUUGGUCUACUUUCAGAAAAAUGCAUUUCUUUCUCUAGCUUGAAUUUUAAAACUGGAAUUGGAAGGACCUGUAGCAAACAAACACACAUAAAGAUUUCAGAUCUAACCUCCUGGUUUUACAGUUUCAAAGCUCAAAUCUAAAUUUGAAGAAUGCAAAUUUAUGUUUCUGCAAACUUCAGUCUAGACGCAAACUAAAGAAGAAGCAGAAGUGAUAUUAAAUAAAAAUAUUGUGAAAAAUAAAUUUAAAAAAACUUAUUUUUAAAAUUGUGAGUUGUAAUAAAUUUUGGAAAAUGGUGACUUUUCAGCGAAUGAGAGAGGAUUUUGACGAUUUAUCAAAUCAGGUGAGCGCGAAGGUUCCUGGCCGUCCUGUUUUCUGGUUGAUUAUAUCCGUUUCACUAGUUCUUAUUCUUCUUAUAGGAUUCGGGAUAGGGUUCGGGUCCAGGGCAGGAGGAUAUUGUAGUGGUGCUGCAGGGUGUAGUGAAGGAUCUCUACCUGUUUAUUAUUUUUUAUCAAAUAAAAGUGAGAGCUGCCCCGCCCUAUAUGGGGAACGCCUCUUGACAACCCUGGCAGAGGGAAACAGCUUUGAAGGAUUAAGUGUAAAUCUGCAAUGUUCUGGGGAUUAUGUACCCUUCCCUCUACAAGUUAAAUGUAUGAGGCGUCAGAUAAUGAAUGGAGAAAGUGUAUUGGAGUGGAGCGGACUACCUGUCUGCUAUCCAGCUAUGCUGGUCACCCCGCUCCAUUGGAGCAAGAUCAAGCAUGCUAGAUCAGUUUCUUGUGUUGGAAACUCCCAGGAAACAGUCUGUUCCCUGCAAUGUGUUCAGGACUAUAUAGCAGUAGAGCAGAGUAAACAUAUGUGCCAGGACAUUCCGUGCCGGGCCUGGACUCCUGAAGGCCGGCAGUGCUACUUCUGUGACCAGAACUGUACCGAGCUAGCUGAAGCCAAGGAUCCCAAACCUAGUGAUUUACUGAGGAAGCUAUCCUGUGAUGAGGAUUGUGAACAGAUAGUUGUGAGUUCUGAUGGAAUGGCAGCUGUCUGGCAGAAUAAGAGAACCGGAAUAUUCCGGUUUAUCGGGGAGCACAACGGUAGACCGGUUUAUCAAAACAAUGCAACCAAGGAGUAUCUUUACUACACUUUUACAGGGGCAGAAUGGUUGGUUGGACCAGACUUCAGGAAACCCCAUGCAGGUAUCCAAGUAUUCCAGAACGAUGAUAAAACCUGCCCAGAGCGCCAUGGUGGAGAUAACAUUACUAAACUGUACAUAGAUUCCAGCAAACCAGUCCCACUAGGGGACAGUAUGUGGCAAAAUGAUACAACAAUAUCUUUUCAGUGUUACAAACCAAACUUUUUAAAGACAACAAACUGUAAGUGCACAGAGUACAAGGUGUACAACACCGUGUAUGAGACGGGUAUGGAGGUUCCUACCCAAGUUGAUUACUUCAGCGGAAUAUACAGCAAAGAGGAGAAUACAGAUAAUACUUUUGGGCUUCUAGCUCCUUUAUAUAUUAAUAAGGAAAAGAAUCUGUAUCUAUUCUCUCACCAUAUUGCGGGGAAAGUUUGGCAGAUGUCGGAUAAGAUGACGACAACUCCAUUGAGAGGAAUAUUCUCCCGGACUCCGGCCUGUCCAGACUCAGAGGAUAUAAGUUGGGAAUGGUAUAAUCUAACCACCCCAACAGGACAACAGCUUUAUGUGGAGGAUUAUCACAUUAAGGUUAAAUGUAUUUCACAUGGGCAUGGAGCAUGAUUGAGCAAAACCAGGUUUUCCAAGAAAGAAAAUGCUUAACGAAAGAAAAUUACAAACAUAUCACCAUGAACAUGAUGAAACUAAAACAAAAAUUUAUUUCGGCAUUAAAAAAGCUAGACAGGGAUAUGGAAACUAGGUCUGUUAAAUGACAUUAAAACAUGGAGACUGGGUUUGCUUACAUUUUGUAUCAGGACAGCUCAGGAACUUGUAUUUAUUGUGAACGACAAGAAAUAUUUUUAAACAA
Molecule: messenger RNA, 2004 nt
Organism: Eurytemora carolleeae
Lineage: Eukaryota; Metazoa; Arthropoda; Copepoda; Calanoida; Temoridae
Exons: 19
Coding region: 309-1760 (483 amino acids)
Source: RefSeq, a predicted model, not a curated record